UUCCAAAAAGAAUAUAAAAACAGUUGCUCUUACUUUAGUCAAUAUAAAUAAAUCUGCAAUCGCGGGAGUUUUAAGCUUUCUUGAAAAUCGAAAAAACAGUAACGUUCAAGGAUUUCAAAAUACUUCUCUCUUAAUUAAAGUUGAAAAAUUUGAUGACGAAGAAACCCAAGCUCGUUUAUUUUUCCUUGAUAAUGAUCCGGUAACAGAACUUUCUGUAGUUCCUAAUGAUAUCGAACUUAAAGAAAUUAAUGAAAAUACCAAUACAAGUAAAACAAAGAGAAAUUUCUUUUUUAGAAGUAAUUAUUUUAUGAUUAAUCAUCCAAAAAAAUACGAAGUUUAUUACAAAGAAAAAAAAAUUUAUGCAUUAAUUCCUGAACAAAAAAGAUACACUGUUCAUAAUUAUGAUAAACCCGAUAAUGUUAAAACAUUUGAAAUAGAAAAACGUCUUAAAAAAGCAAUUGAAACGAUUAUCAAAUCAGAAUAA
Molecule: messenger RNA, 484 nt
Organism: Racocetra persica
Lineage: Eukaryota; Fungi; Glomeromycota; Glomeromycetes; Diversisporales; Gigasporaceae
Source: the annotation of a GenBank genome assembly